CUACCUACUACUGUUAUAAUGUAGACCGUCGAUAAUGCGUAAAUUCGGAAAAUUUGGUCCACUAAUUGGCGCCAUCGAUGAAGGAACAUCGAACGUAAAAUUUAUGAUAUUCGCGGCAAACACAUCCGAAGUUUUAACAUAUCACCAAGUAUUAAUUAAGAGGUUCAGUCCUCAGGAAGGAUGGGUCGAACAAGAUGCUUUCGAAAUUCUUAGCGCUGUUAUCGAAUGCAUUGAGGUAACAACAGAUAACUUAAGAAAGCUUGAUAUCAACCCUGAGGAUGUGGUGGGAAUUGGAAUCACAAAUCAAAGAGAAACCACCAUAGCAUGGAACUCAGUAACAGGCCAUCCUCUCUACAGUGCCAUAGUUUGGUUAGACAUAAGAACUUCUAAAAUAGUAGAUGACUUGAUACAAAGCAAGGGAACACAAAGUGCAAACGCCGUAGCCCAAACCAGUGGUCUUCCAUUAUCAACAUACUUCUCUUCUGUGAAGUUGAAGUGGCUGCUUCAGAAUGUGACCGCUGUUAAGGAUGCUGUUGCUAGUGGAGAAUGCUUGGUGGGGACUGUUGAUUCUUGGUUGAUUUGGAACCUAACAGGUGGUAUACACGGUGGUGUACACGCAACAGAUGUUACCAACGCGUCAAGAACGCAAUUAAUGUCCCUAAGGAGCUUACAGUGGGACAAAUCGCUAUUGCGAUACUUUGAUAUACCUAAGCAGAUUUUACCAAAGAUUAAGAGUUCAGCUGAGAUUUACGGUUACAUCUCAUCUGGACCAUUGUUAGGAGUUCCUAUAGCUGGGUGUCUAGGAGACCAGCAAGCAGCACUAGUCGGACAAGGUUGUAUGAGAUUCGGCCAAGUCAAAUGUACAUUUGGCACUGGUUGCUUUCUUUUAUAUAAUACAGGUGAUUCAAUAGUACACUCACAAAAUGGGUUGCUUACCACUGUAGCGUAUAAACUGGGUCCGGAUGCGCCGCCGGUCUACGCGCUUGAAGGGUCCGUUGCUAUUGCAGGAGACACACUCCAAUGGCUACGUGACGGUUUCGAAAUACUGGACGACGUAGCCGACACCGAAUCACAGGCUGCGCAAGUGGACGAGGAGGAUGAGGGGAACAUAUGCUUCGUACCUGCAUUCAACGGGUUGUAUGCUCCAUAUUGGAGGAAAGAUGCAAGAGGUGUAAUGAUAGGCCUAAACAAUAGUACACGUCGCGAGCACAUCGUUCGCGCAGCACUCGAAGCGGUGUGUCAUCAAACGCGCGAAGUAGCGACAUCUAUGGCGGGAGACUGCGCGCCGCUGCGGCGGCUGCUGGCGGACGGCGGCAUGGCGCAAAACAGCCUUUUUAUACAGAUGCAGGCGGAUAUACUUGGUAUUCCUGUAAUACGCCCCUUGAUGACGGAAAGUACGGCCCUGGGGGUGGCGAUAGUGGCGGGCCGGGCACUGCGUGUUUGGCCCACCUCCACGCCCAGUCCGCCCGCCGAUACAUUCCUACCAGUCACCUCUAGUGAAGAACGAGAAAUCCGGCGCAUCCGAUGGGAAAAAGCACUAGAAAAGUGUGUAGGGUGGGUGACUGACGGAACUGAGAAAUGUGAGGUUCCGCCUUUAGUGGACGAACCAGACAGGACAGCAGCUGCGUUACCGCCCGGGCUCUUCUUCCUUGGCACUGCGCUCCUCGUGAUACUAGCUGAUAAAUUAAGAAGUCUCUAAACGGCCACUUAAUAAUGACCUCUGACUAUUAAAAGAAUACAGACCUUCUCUAUGAAUGAACGAAACAAACUUUACUGUUGAUUUUGGUAGACAAAAUUUGUUAUUCACACUUAUUUAACAUUCAUGUCGCUUCUUAACUAAAGGUUGAUAUUUUUUCUACUGGCG
Molecule: messenger RNA, 1864 nt
Organism: Hyposmocoma kahamanoa
Lineage: Eukaryota; Metazoa; Arthropoda; Insecta; Lepidoptera; Cosmopterigidae
Gene: Gk-2
Product: glycerol kinase-like
Exons: 11
Coding region: 35-1699 (554 amino acids)
Biological process (GO): triglyceride metabolic process; glycerol-3-phosphate biosynthetic process; glycerol metabolic process
Cellular component (GO): mitochondrion
Molecular function (GO): glycerol kinase activity
Source: RefSeq, a predicted model, not a curated record